This is a messenger RNA of Aspergillus pseudonomiae, 1110 nucleotides long. RefSeq lists its product as uncharacterized. Bases 1 to 1110 code for a protein of 369 amino acids. The transcript is spliced from 5 exons. The record is from RefSeq and is a predicted model, not a curated record. Lineage: Eukaryota; Fungi; Ascomycota; Eurotiomycetes; Eurotiales; Aspergillaceae.
AUGCAGCACGAGAGUCCCAUGAGGGAAAUGCCGAUUCGUGUCCUCUCCGCCACAUUACUCGGUACACAUACAAUCAGCGGGCAGAGCAUCCGAAUCCUUCCUUCGUACGCCAGAGAGGUGCCAGGCGACGUCGAUAAAGUGUUUGGCGGCAGUUUGAUAUUGAUGCAUCUCAAGUCAUUCCACGAGGGGGUCACGACGAGUAGGAACAAUGACGCAGAAUGGUCAGGAAUUGACUGGAUGAGACAUGUCUUACUGGCGCUAAAGACGUUCACUGAUGGUUUUGAAACGGUCUCAGAGUUUCUGACAAAUGAGCAGAUCCUGGAACUAUCUGGUGUUCUCGGAAAUCCCAAGCUAGAGAUGAUAGCGAAUAUCCUUCUGGCUAUACUGAACGCGUGUAAGGAUAAAUCUGACAAGGACAAUAAGGUGGGAGAGAAGUUCAAACACAUCGAUAUGCGGGAGAAAGUCGAACUUGUGCAGCAUACAUUCAAGCCUGUUCUCACUUUCGGGAGAGUGUUAAGUGUCAUUAUUGAAGGAAUCGGGGAUACUUACAUUCCGGAUAGCGAGAUGGAGCAGCUAUCAAGGGUACUGCUAGGGGUAAAGGGAUGUAUGGUGUCGUUUCCCGGGGCCGUGGGGACUAUCCUAGAACAAUUGAAGGAUGAAGAUAAGACAGGUGAAAUCAUAACGAUCGCUUCCUGGGCAUGCAUUUUUCUUACCUCAGUUGCCCCUCCUUUGGGUUUCCUCGCCAUUGGGAGCUUCAUCUACCACAGCGAGAAAGCUUGUGGAAAAAGCCGCGAAAGAGGCAUGCUGUCUGCCUUGGAAGCCGCCAACACUAGAAUCGACAUGAUGACGGCAUGCACCAGGCUCUAUGUGGUAUUGGUGGUGAUGAAAGCCGGAAACUUUUUUGAUAAGGGGUCUCGCCAAUACGACGAGUACAGAUUAUUAAUGCGUGAGAUAUUCGAAAUGGAUAUUGACGAAGAGGCAAACGUCAGUCGAUACAUCAAAACCACUGGACAACAGAUAUGUUGCCAUGUCAAGUAUGUCCAAGGCAAGGUCAAGAUGUAUACGGAGUCGUAUGGCGUUCAACCGAUUGAAGACAACACAGAUUGGUGA